Messenger RNA from Huiozyma naganishii CBS 8797, 759 nucleotides. RefSeq names its product pyridoxal phosphate homeostasis protein. Gene Ontology annotation, cellular component: intracellular anatomical structure. The record is from RefSeq and is a predicted model, not a curated record. The transcript has a single exon. Gene Ontology annotation, molecular function: pyridoxal phosphate binding. Bases 1 to 759 code for a protein of 252 amino acids. NCBI's taxonomy places the organism in Eukaryota, Fungi, Ascomycota, Saccharomycetes, Saccharomycetales, Saccharomycetaceae.
AUGCCCGGUGAUACAAUGAUCACAUACUCUAAGGAGCGGCAGGCCGAGCUAGUCGCUCGUUACGAUGCAGUCAAGGCGCGGAUCGACGCAGAGGAGUCACAAGCACCUGUAUUGCUUCUCGCAGUGGGCAAAUUGAAGCCAGCUAGUGACAUCCAGAUUCUGUACGACCACGGUGUCAGACAUUUUGGGGAAAACUACGUGCAGGAAUUGGAGCAGAAAUCGAAAUUGCUACCGGGGGACAUCUGUUGGCACUUUAUUGGUGGGUUGCAAACGAAUAAAUGUAAAGAUCUUGCCAAGAUACCAAACUUGCACGUCGUGGAGACAAUCGACUCUUUGAAAAAAAUCAAGAAAUUGCAGGAGUGUAGAGCCAAGUACCAGCCGGAUCAACCCGCCAUCAAGUGCAAUAUCCAGAUAAACACCUCGCAGGAGGACCAGAAGGCAGGGUUGACCUCGGAGGAGGAUAUAUUUGCCCUCGUGGAGUUCUGCCUGUCUGAACAUGCAUCCCAUGUUCAACUAGCUGGGCUCAUGACCAUCGGGUCCUGGGACACAUCGCACGAGGACACUGGCGAGAAUAAAGAUUUUGCAAUGCUCGUGGAAUGGAAGAAGAAAAUUGAUGCUAGAUUUGGAACGAGUCUCUCUCUGUCAAUGGGUAUGAGUGCGGACUACAAGCACGCUAUCAAACAGGGGUCCACCGAGGUCAGAAUCGGUACAGACAUUUUCGGUUCCAGACCAGCAAGGAGUGAAGCCCAUAUUCUGUGA